UGAUGUCAUGAUAUACAUGGAGGUUUGAUGAAGCCGACCGGCGAGGCCAGGGACUCGCGGGGCCGGCAAAUUGUGCAAUUCUCCUUCUUCUUCCUUCCUUCUUUCCUAACUUUCCAUCAACAGAUCUCUAAUUUCCUCUGCUGCUGCUGGUGCUGCUGGCAUAUAUAACAACUUCCAAUUAACACGAGACGAGUCACUGUCGUUCCGAGUCAGUUCUGGAUCCGACCGAUUAGACAGACACACGCUCCUCCUCCUCGGGGCUGUACGCACACUGACUCCGCAUGACACAGGAGCGGGGUACCAAGAAGUAAGAACAUUGGGAAACUUUCCUGGUCUUCCCAUCUUCCACCUGCAACUUUCCUACCUUUUGAACAGAGAGCUAUCAGGUACGAGUUUUAGGUCACAGUUUCGAGAUCCAUAAUCCUCUUGCAUUGCAUACGCAUUGGGGGCACGGCACGGCACGCUGCGGGAACAGGAAACUUGACCAGGGAGAACAUGAAGAGGGUUUUCGGAGCGAAGAAGGAUGAAGGGCCCCCAUCUUCCGUACAGGAUGCCUCCGAUCGGAUCAAUAAAAGAGGUGAAAAUGUUGAUGAAAAAAUAAGAAGACUUGAUGUGCAGCUUGCUAGAUAUAAAGAGCAGUUCAAAAAGAUGAGACCAGGUCCGGCUCAAGAAGCUGUCAAAGCUAGAGCCAUGAGGGUUCUUAAGCAAAAGAGAAUGUAUGAAAGUCAGCGGGAUAUGCUGUAUAAUCAGACGUUCAGCCUGGAUCAAGUUGCAUUUGCUGCUGAGGGACACAAUGAUUCCCAAGAGACACACCGCACAGGGCACAUUUCAAGAUUUUGCUGCUUAUGUCUGUAGAGUUUGAACAAUUGGAAACUCUGAUGCUGCUUCUGGCACAAAUUCUUAAUGCUGCCUUAUACCUUCUAGGCGUCAACCUUGAAGUCAACAAAGGAGCUUAAAGGAAUGAUGAAGUCAAAAAAUGCAAGACAAAGAUGUUUUAUUUCACCGCAGAUUUGUCUUUUGUUCUAACAGAGUAAAUUUUGCAUUCUCAUGAUAUAUUAACCGAUAGAUUUAACUGUUUUAGAACUUAGAAGACAAGAUGAUGGACCUCAUGGAUGAGUAAUGAGAUCCAGGUGUCUCUUGGCAGAAGCUAUAAUGCACCUGAUGACAUUGGUUAGGAUGAACUGUGGGUGGUAAGACAUGUUCUUAACUCUCAAUAUGUAUAUUUUAAGAGAGUGCAGCUUGAAAUCCUAUUUCGCUAGCGUAUCUUUUAUUUUUGAAAAUCUUAUGAAGUACAUCACAAUCCUUAGAUUUUACAGGAAUGUUGAAGCUUGUAUGUAUGUCCCAUAAAAGACAGCAAUCAUCUAGUAACAGCAUAGUUUUGUUUGAGCUGUGACCAAGCUAGGGUUGUUUUUUCUGUAUAAUUGUUAAUGCUGAAUGGUGGAUAACCAUCCUGUGAUUCUUUAAUGUUCUGCAUACGAGUGUGUGUGCGCGCGCAUCUGUUGAUUGAUAUUUUGGCAUUUUUUACU
Molecule: messenger RNA, 1526 nt
Organism: Andrographis paniculata
Lineage: Eukaryota; Viridiplantae; Streptophyta; Magnoliopsida; Lamiales; Acanthaceae
Product: vacuolar protein sorting-associated protein 60.1
Exons: 5
Coding region: 496-855 (119 amino acids)
Biological process (GO): late endosome to vacuole transport via multivesicular body sorting pathway; vesicle budding from membrane
Cellular component (GO): multivesicular body
Source: RefSeq, a predicted model, not a curated record